Molecule: messenger RNA, 1509 nt
Organism: Anoplopoma fimbria (sablefish)
Lineage: Eukaryota; Metazoa; Chordata; Actinopteri; Perciformes; Anoplopomatidae
Product: prostacyclin synthase-like
Exons: 10
Coding region: 24-1484 (486 amino acids)
Biological process (GO): prostaglandin biosynthetic process
Molecular function (GO): iron ion binding; oxidoreductase activity, acting on paired donors, with incorporation or reduction of molecular oxygen; heme binding
Source: RefSeq, a predicted model, not a curated record
CGAGAGGAACGUAAACACCGAAGAUGAUCUGGACCCUUUUUCUGCUCGGGCAAGCUGUCCUGCUUUAUUUUAUUCUCACACACAGAUCGAGAUCCAAGAGCGAUCCUCCUCUAGAUAAAGGAGUUAUCCCAUGGUUAGGCCAUGCACUUGAGUUUGGAAAAGAUGCUUCCAAGUUCUUAAACCGGAUGAAGCAGAAACACGGUGACAUUUUCACAGUGCGUGCUGCUGGACGUUAUGUGACGGUGCUGCUGGAUCCGCACUCGUACGACACAGUCAUCAAUGACUCCGACUCCCUGGACUUUACCCGCUAUGCACAGGUGCUCAUGGAGAGGAUCUUCAACCUGCGGCUCCCACAUCACCAGCCGGCUAAAGCCAAAGCGAUGAUGAAGAAGCAUUUCCUGGGAGUGAAUUUUGCCGCCCUGAACACCACCAUGAGCAGACACCUGCAGGCCUCGCUGAAAGCCGAGAUGCCUCAGAACCAGAAAAACUGGAAAGAGGAGGGACUGUUCAACUUUUCUUACAGCUUACUCUUCAAGGCGGGGUACCUGACGCUGUUUGGAGGAGAACAGAACAACAACCGCACUGACCCCUCGAGUGUCUAUGAAGAGUACAAGAAGUUUGAUGGUCUCUUAACCAAAAUGGCGAGGGGCACACUGAAGCCAGAGGAGAAGAGGUCAGCCCAGAGUGUUCGGCAGAGGCUGUGGGAGCUUCUGGCUCCAGCCGGUCUGACUGAGGACUCGGAGUCGAGCCCUUGGCUUCACGACUACAGGCGGCUGCUGCAGGAGGAGGGGGCCGAUGAAGAGACGCAGAAGAAAGCUGUACUGAUGCAACUUUGGGCCACGCAGGGUAAUGUUGGUCCUGCUGCAUUUUGGCUCUUGGGCUACUUAUUGACAAAUCCUGACGCUCUGACAGCAGUGAAAAGGGAGUUCAGCGGGAUCUCACCAAUGGAAACCUCAGAGACCUCAUCCCUGGACAGACCAAUGGCCACACCUGUGUUUGAUAGCGCCUUGGAAGAGACACUUAGACUCACUGCUGCUCCCUUCAUUACCAGAGAGGUAGUGCAGGAAAAGACCCUCCACAUGGCUGAUGGCCAAAAGUACCAGCUACGGAAAGGAGACAGGGUGUGUUUGUUCCCCUUCAACAGCCCUCAAAUGGACCCUGAGAUUCACCACGAGCCACAGAAAUACAAGUAUGAUCGGUUCCUGAAUCAAGAUGGAUCAGUGAAGGGAGAUUUUUACAAAGGGGGGAGGCGGCUGAAAUAUUACACCAUGCCAUGGGGCGCAGGGACCAACGGCUGUGUGGGAAAGCAGUUUGCCAUCAACACAAUCAGACAGUUUGUUUACAUGGUGUUGACUAACUAUGAUUUGGAGCUGUGUGACCUAAAUGCUCAGAUGCCGGAGGUGAAUUCCAGUCGUUAUGGAUUUGGGAUGCUACAACCGGAGGGGGACUUACUUGUCCGAUACAAACCUAGGAAUACAAACUAGUACUUUAAAGACAAGCAAAUACAAA